Olea europaea var. sylvestris is the source of this 1903-nucleotide messenger RNA. Its product is annotated as 5'-nucleotidase SurE-like. Bases 205 to 1404 code for a protein of 399 amino acids. The transcript has 10 exons. Lineage: Eukaryota; Viridiplantae; Streptophyta; Magnoliopsida; Lamiales; Oleaceae. Gene Ontology annotation, molecular function: nucleotidase activity. The record is from RefSeq and is a predicted model, not a curated record.
AACGCGUUUUGUAUGGCUCCAUUCAUUUUCCAACUCUGUUUUACCCUCCUUUUGGUUUCUCCUUUUUCCCUGGCUCCAUCAUAAAUUUUGAAUUCUCAAUUGCAUUCUUCCAGUCAAGCCCAUCCAUUCUCCUCUUCCACUAUCACCAUUUCCCUCAGAUACCCAUUUUCCGAUUUUGCUUUAUUGUUUCUUAUUGCUGUAGAAAUGACAACGUCCGCAGUGAAAAACAACUUUUUGCCACCCGGAUUGGUGUCCAAUCUGCAACAAGUUCUCUUAAGCCGGAAUCCCACCGGUGGCGGCGGAGGCGGUGAUGACGACGAGUUAUCCAAGAUCAAUACCCGAGAGGAUGAUUCGGCCAAGCCCACUUCUUUUAGCGACGGUGGUGAUGCUUCUUCCGAGACUAAUAGUGAUGAUGGUUCCAAGCCUAUUGUUUUGCUCACAAAUAGUGAGGGUAUUGAGUCCCCGGGGCUUUCAUAUUUGGUCGAUGCUCUUGUUAAGCUAGGUCUCUACAAUGUCUACGUCUGCGCCCCUCGAUCGGAUAAAUCAACAUCGGGCCACUCGGUGACCCUCAAAGAGACGGUUGAGGUAGUUUCAGCUGAAAUUAACGGUGCCACGGCCUAUGAAGUUUCUGGAACUCCUGUGGAUUGUGUGUUAUUGGUUUUGUCGGGUGCACUGUUUUCAUGGUCAAAGCCUCUAUUGGUAAUAAGUGGUAUCAACAAAGGCUCAAGUUGUGGUCACAACAUGUUUCAUUCGGGCGUAGUGGCUGGAGCCAGGGAGGCGUUGAUUAAUGGCGUGCCAUCUAUAUCAAUAUCACUAAACUGGAAGAGUGACGGAAGUCAGGAAAGUGACUUCAAGGAUGCUGUCACUGUGUGCUUACCGCUAAUAAAUGCAGCCAUAAGGGACAUAGAGAAUGGGGUUUUCCCCAAAAAUUGCUCAUUGAAUGUAGAAGUUCCAACAUCCCCCUUGGCAAACAAGGGAUUCAAGGUUGCCAAGCCAAGUCUUUGGCGGUCUACUCUCAGCUGGCAAGCCGUUUCAGCCACCAGGAAUCAGGCUGCUUCAAGAUUUAUGGGUAAUCAGCAAAACCUUGGGUUGCAGUUUGCGCAGCUUAGUCGUGAUGCCUCUGCUGCUGGUGCUGCUCGUCGUUUGAUGACACAAAGGAAGAAUAUUGAGAUUGUUGAAUCAGUUGGUGUUGCUGGGAAAGUUGAUUCUAAACGGACGGUGAAGCAUUUCCGUUUAGAGAUGUUUAACAAGGAGCAAGAAGUAGAAGAUGAGGAUCUUGAUUUUCGAGUGCUCGAAAAUGGCUUUGUUGCAGUUACUCCACUCUCUCAUUCAACGCGUGUAGAGUCGGAAAUUAGUAUGGCUGUUUCAGACUGGAUUCCUUCUGCACUGCCAGUGGAGAAAUAACAACUUCCGGUUGACAAGAAUCAGUAAUUUUGAACACUUGAAGACAGUGUUUCAGCAUUUGUGCUACUUUCGUUUGGUUUAGAACUUGAAUACCUACCUUAUUUAUUUCUUACCUUCCUCGAGCUACAUAGUUUUUCGGUCUUAAAUGUAUUCUUGACCAAACGCUUCUUCCUUUUAAUUUAUAUGGUUGGCCUGUUGCAAUACCGAUCCUUUUCUAGUUACUUUACACUGACAGGAUUGUCGUAGGUCGGUUUUUACCAUUUUCCUCCAAUAUCGGGUGAUAUUGGUUUGUUUGUUGUAUUUGACAGUGUAAUGGGAUGUGGCCAAGUUCGACUGUAAAUUACUGCAUUUGCUUGUAGCUCUUGGUUUAGUCGGUCCUUUGAUCUGGACUAUGAUUAGUGGAAAGACCUUAAUUUGUUAAAACUUUUCAUUUGUUACUGUACUUGUACUAUGAGAUUUCACAAUAUGCUCCAAAAUGCCACUGCUCUUACUAACAGAA